Molecule: messenger RNA, 798 nt
Organism: Owenia fusiformis
Lineage: Eukaryota; Metazoa; Annelida; Polychaeta; Sabellida; Oweniidae
Source: the annotation of a GenBank genome assembly
AAAGAUCAAUGCUCUGUACUGAAUACACUUCAUAGAAUCCAUAACUCCGCAAUCCUGAAUCCUUUGAUUUAUGGUUCACUGGCCCUAACCGCGAUCCUGUAUGGUAAGAUAUUCUGGAUUGCCAAAAAGAAGCAAACUCAGAUUUUGGCUCAGAUUCAAGCUGUUGACCAUGCCAAAGCUGUAGCGUAUAAACGUAGCUUCAAGAUUCUAAAAACUGUUGUAAUAAUCCUUGGACUGUUCAUACUAUCAUGGAUUCCAUUACUGUUUGUGAGGAUGGUUCUUACACGUACAAAUCUUGAUGCUAAUGCCAUUAUUUUACUGACGAAUAUCACAUUCAAAAUCUUGCUGAUAAAAUCUAUAUUCAACCCGAUGAUAUUUUGUGAGAAAGAUCGACAGCUUCGAAUGGCUGCAUUGAAACUCUUAGGCCUACAACAGGAAAAUGUAGAAAUGCUUUUCACUUCUAAUGCCACCAGCUCAGAGAGGGAUCCUCGACUUGCCCAUGUGAACGAGGCCUUUACAGGAGCAGUAGACACAGGAAGAGAACAUAGAGAUACUGAGGCAUCAACUAGUAAGAUUGGAGACGUGGGAAUUGGCAAUGUUUUUAACAGUACUGAUAUGCCACAAGUUCCAGGUUAUAUAAGAGAGAAUUCAGGAGUCAGUACCGAUACAAGUACAGUAGACUUUAAAAUGAAAGAUGUGACACAUCCAAAUAGUCUCCCUGUUAACACACAAGAAACUUUUGACAUAAAUCUAGCACACAUAUGAUGUUGCUCAAUUAACUCAAAUAAAUACAAAGAC